AUGGGCAAGAAGUCAUCGAAGGCCACCAAACAGGUGGAGUCCAAAGACCAGCCCACGGUCUCUGGCUCGUCCACCGCCUUUGACCCAACCUUGUCGUCGCUAUUCGCCUCGAGUUUGGGACCCGUCAAAGUCCCAGAAAAACCUGUGACCAAGCCCAUCAAAGAGUCCCGACAGUCCGUUACACCUCCAGAGUUGCCAACACCCGAGGAGACACCAUCGGAUUCAGAGUCGAGCUCCGAGCCAGACGAUCUUCAGGCGUCAAAAGCUCGAGUCAAGCGUGAUGAAGAGCGACCAAGGAAGCGACGACGGGUCGACAACGAGGAACUUGAGGACGUUUACUUCCGCAGGCUUGCCAAAGAAGAGGAACGUGACUUGCAGCAGCGCCAAGAACAGCAGGAUGAUGGAGAUGAAGUCAGCGACAGUCCGUCUAAUGAUCUCGAGGACCUUAGCGAGAAUGAGAGUGAGGCUGGGGUUGCUUCAGUCCUCCCUGUCCACGAGUCCUUGACAGGUGCUAAAGCCCAAGAACUGGCCGAUGAAACGAAGCGCACAAUCUUUCUCUCAAACGUGUCCACGACCGCAAUCAAAGACAAAGCUUCAAAGAAAGCGCUUCUGACGCUUCUUGAAUCUGCGAUACCAAAAGACACCUCUGACAAAAUAGAGUCCAUCCGCUUCCGUUCGACGCCUUACGCCAGCGGCACAGGCCCUAAGCGCGCGGCUUUUGCUACCAAAGCUCUUAUGGAUGAGACAGCUGCAUCUACUCAUGCUUACGUUGUACUAUCGACUGAGAUCGCCGCAAAGGCAAUCGCCGCAAAACUCAAUGGCUCGGUGGUACUCGAUCGCCACCUACAUAUUGACCAGCUUGGCGCACCUUCGCAGACCGUGCACCGCCGUUGUGUAUUUGUGGGGAACCUGCCUUUUGUUGAUGAGGAAACCCUCGAGGCCAAUGAUGAGGAAAAUCCCCGCAAGCGACCUAAAGCCAAGAUGCGAGCUGAUGCAGAAGAAGGACUCUGGAGGACUUUUGCCAAAGCUGGUAAGGUUGAGAACGUACGCAUGGUUCGCGACAAGGCUACCCGCAUCGGCAAGGGGUUUGCUUAUGUGCAAUUUGCCGACGAGAAUGCGGUCGAAGCGGCACUACUCAUGAAUGACAAGAAAUUCCCUCCACUCCUGCCUCGCAAGCUACGCGUCAUGCGGGCGAAGAAGCCAGCUACGAAGCCCACUUCCAAUGCGAAGCGGCCCCAGGCACGCAACAGACGCAAUGAAGUUCAGGGUCGCGGCAAGGCUGUGCAAAAGUCACGCGACCGUGACGCAACGAAAGGCAAAGGCCUAAGGGGAGGCAAUCAGGCCAAGGGGAUUGUCUUCGAAGGUUACCGAGCGUCGAAGCCGGUCGCGAAAGACAAGGUCAGCAAGUCGAAACCCAAGAAACGUCCAGUGAACAGGAGCGCAAAGAGAGGGGCGGAGUUCAAGGCCGGUGGCGGCAAGAAAAAGCGCGACAUGAAGAAGUAA
Molecule: messenger RNA, 1503 nt
Organism: Cyphellophora europaea CBS 101466
Lineage: Eukaryota; Fungi; Ascomycota; Eurotiomycetes; Chaetothyriales; Cyphellophoraceae
Exons: 1
Coding region: 1-1503 (500 amino acids)
Molecular function (GO): RNA binding
Source: RefSeq, a predicted model, not a curated record